AUGUCAAACGCCGACAUAAUUUCUGACCCGGCGCGACUGAUCGCGGUUGCUGUUGCACGCGCCACGGCCAUUACACUCGUUGCCCCUCGCCCGCGUCGUCCCUCAAGAUGCUCCGUCGAAACCUCACCCGUGUCUCGCCGUGGUCGCUGCACGGGCGCAAUCGAGAACGUCGGCAAUCCGCUCGUUCAGCGCCACUGGUUUUCUCUCAAAGAGAGAAAGAGCGACAUCCGACUCCGAGGAAAACCCCAGAAAAUCCGAGAAAUCAAACAAGUCAAAUUCUCCAAGGUCACCCGCGAAGGGAAAGGCGAAGAGGGAAGGCAAACUCAAGUCUGUGAACCAAAGCACGUAAAGGAGAACCCUCGGUCAAAGAAUGACAAAGAAGACCCAGGAGGAAAACGAAGCCCCAGGCCGAAGAGGGAGCUUGGUUCAGAUGGCUAUGUGCCCAUGUCGCUCGCGGAAGCUAUGGCCGGAGAGGAGGGGCUGGAAACGGCUAGCAAAAAGGGCAGCAGGAACAGAGACAAACAGCUGGAGAUACAGGUGUUGGAACCCCAAGACCUCACAUUUGAGCCCGUCGACGUUGAGAUACCACCGGUGCCAAUGCUCUCGUACGGCCUCGAUCGUGUACUGUUCAAUCCUGGCGUCUACCGCCUGCAGGAUCCCCGGUCGCGCAUAUACAAUUUCGACCCGUAUCUCGAAAAAAUCAUGCCCGUCAAUGAGUUUGACUUCGAUGCUCUCAGCGAGUACAAAACUUCGUCCAAAGACGAGACCCUGUUGGAGUUGACCAAGCGGCUGGGCACCAAGUAUACUGGCUCCACCUCCAGCCACUCUCUUGAAAAACUCCUGACGUCCGACCGCAAGGAGUUUGAGUCUUUCCGUCGGUCGAGCCCAGAGCCGGCGCCCGCCGAAGACAACUCGAGCAGAUGCUACCAUUAUUCCAAGCAGGGCAACCUACUCAUGCGAUCGCAACUCGACGCCCAUGAUCCGCGACUACCAGGAACUGGAGUAUUUGACUUGAAGACGAGGGCAGUAGUCUCCAUUCGCAUGAACCACAAGGAGUAUGAGUCAGGCACGGGAUAUCAGCUGCGUUACGCUCAGGGCGAGUGGGAGUCAUUCGAGCGAGAAUUCUACGACAUGACACGUGCGACCAUGCUGAAAUAUUCGCUUCAAGUACGCAUGGGCCGCAUGGACGGCAUUUUCCUCGCAUAUCACAACAUUGAGCGCAUCUUUGGUUUCCAGUAUUUGCCCCUUGGGGACAUGGACAGAGUGCUACAUGGUCAGGAGGAUACUCGGUUGGGCGACCAAGAGUUCAAGCUUUCGGUAGCCUUGGUCGACGAGCUGCUCGGCAAGGCAACAGCUGCAUUUCCUGAAACUACAAUCCGCUUGCACUUUGAGACGCGCGAUGCCAAGGUGCCAUUCAUGUACGUCUUUGCUGAGCCGGUCACGGAAGAGCAAGCAGACGAGCUUCAAAGCAAGGGAGAAGCUGCUCAGAAGCACUUUGCUCGCACUGUGGUAGGCUUGGGUAAGAACCAGGAAGAGUGGCAAAACAUACAAGACGAGGUCGACGAGCAAGUGGAUGAAGACGAGGGCGGCGAAUUGGUAGAGGAGAGUGCAGAGAAGUCGACGCAGGAAGAGGACGCCACCGAGACUGCCGAAGAGCCUAGCAGUGACGCCAAUGAAGGUCAAGUCGCUGAAGGUGUAGACGAAAUCGAAGUCGAUGAAAGUGUCGAGGAAAGCGAAGUCGAUGAAGACGUCGAUGAAAGUGAAGUCGCGGAUGGCGAAAACCCUCCAACCGAUGCUGCCGAGGAAGCAACACCAAGCGGGCCGCUAAUGGGAUGGACUCUAACCACGCGUAGCAAGGUCAACGGCUGCUAUGUUGACCGACCAAAGACGAAUGGCAACUGGAAUACCACACUCCAAGAAAUCCCAGAAGCGUCGCGAUGGAGGUUGUACGAAGCGGUCAAAGAGCGACGUCGCGGCCUCAUCGGCCAAGAAGAACAAGAAGUCGACAAGAGCCUGCAAAACUACCGGGCCUUGAUCCAGCGCUUCAGCAAUAGAGGUAGAGCUUGGAGGGAGGAGCAGGAUAAGAUGAAUGAGGAAAUGGGCAUCCAGAUAUACAAGCCCAUGGGACCUGGAUCCGAAAACGCCGUACCGACGACUGUCGAGAUGAAAGCGACGCCAGAAAAGACGAACUGA
Molecule: messenger RNA, 2193 nt
Organism: Parastagonospora nodorum SN15
Lineage: Eukaryota; Fungi; Ascomycota; Dothideomycetes; Pleosporales; Phaeosphaeriaceae
Exons: 6
Coding region: 1-2193 (730 amino acids)
Biological process (GO): mitochondrial RNA 5'-end processing
Cellular component (GO): mitochondrial envelope; mitochondrion
Source: RefSeq, a predicted model, not a curated record